GGUCCUCCUGCCUGUCCUUGAAUUGAAGGUUUGUAAAAUCAAAGCCGCCCCUUUUUUUCUUUUGCGCCUACAAAUAUGAAUUCCUUUCUCACAUUUUCUUCAAACCCUUUUUUCUUUUUGCUCUUAUAACAACUAACUCUCUCUUCUACCAAAAACAAAAUCAUCUUUUUAAGGUUUAGAACACCUUGUUCUUGUUUCGUUUUUUAAGGGUUUAAACCAGGAUUAUAUACACAUAAUUCUAUAUGGGAGAAGCACCUGCAUUUCUUGUUGAGGAUCUUCAGGAUGGACCUCUUAAUGGUCUUGAAUUGAAAAAUGGAACUUGUAAAACAACUACUACCGUUGGCGAUAAAACGUAUGUCACUGUUGGAGCUGGUGAUGGAACUUUGUCCAUUGACGUUCAAAUUUUUGACCGUAGUCUUGGAGAAUGGGUUCACCCAACUGUGCUAGGCACCAAACCCUUGUCGUGCAAAGGUCACUCUGCUGUGCUUUGCGAAAACCGGAUACUAGUUCUUAAGAAGGGUUCUAAAUUGGAUGAUCAGAUAUGGUUCCUAGAGGUGGACACCGAAUAUGUUAGGCAGCAGCGAAAAAAGUUGGGCACUGAGGUUGUUGCGUGGAGUAAGGGUGUGAUAGGCAAUGCUGAAAAACCUAUUGUUAUUAGUGGUCCUUCUGGAGUUGGUAAAGGAACACUGAUAUCAAUGCUCAUGAAGGAAUUCCCAUCAAUGUUUGGUUUUUCGGUGAGCCAUACAACCCGUGCUCCAAGAAAUAUGGAGAAAGACGGGGUCCAUUACCAUUUUACCGAUAAGAGUGUGAUGGAGAAAGAGAUUAAAAAUGGAAAAUUUCUUGAAUUUGCAUCUGUCCAUGGUAAUUUGUACGGGACCAGUGUUGAAGCUGUUGAAGUGGUAGCAGAUGCAGGAAAAAGAUGUAUUCUUGAUAUUGAUGUUCAAGGAGCAAAAUCUGUGAGGGCUAGUUCUCUUGAAGCCAUAUUCAUCUUUGUCUCUCCACCAUCAAUGGAAGAGCUUGAGAAGCGCCUUCGUGACAGAGGGACUGAGACAGAAGAACAGAUCCUGAAGCGACUGCGCAAUGCCAAAGCUGAGAUUGAGCAGGGGACAUCUUCUAAUAUAUUUGAUUUCAUGUUAUACAAUGACAAACUUGAGGAGUCUUAUGAGAAACUUAAGAAAUUAUUGGGACUUGAUGGUUUUGUCGCUGCUUCACCCAAAUCAGCAGCACCUAAGGAGAUUAAUCUUCCAGUGGAUCAUUCAGUGUCUAAAAUUGAUGACAAAAUCAUCAUCUCUUCGGGACUAGAGAAGGAGACAAAGAAUUUGAUCAUGUUGGAUGUUUCUUCACUAAAAGGCGGUGCACCAGGAAGGACAAGAGGGCUUGAUUUUCAAGUCAUAGGGGCCUCUUUGGAUAAGCUUUGCUAACAGUUUAUGAACUUUAGCAACAACUAACUUGGUUUUCUCCAUUCAUAAUGUAACAUCAGAAAUGCGUCACUCGAUAAGGCAUUAGAUUUAUGCGUUAAAACAUUUUUUUUCCCUCUUACCGCCGUUCUUUGAUUGUUAUGGCAAUUGAAUUGACUUGAGUAGUGUUGGCAAUGACACAUUUAUUAUUAUUAUUAUUAUUAUUAUUCCCUACAUGGGCAAUGAAAUGAUUUUGUGA
Molecule: messenger RNA, 1656 nt
Organism: Trifolium pratense (red clover)
Lineage: Eukaryota; Viridiplantae; Streptophyta; Magnoliopsida; Fabales; Fabaceae
Product: guanylate kinase 2-like
Exons: 11
Coding region: 243-1421 (392 amino acids)
Biological process (GO): purine nucleotide metabolic process
Cellular component (GO): cytosol
Molecular function (GO): GMP kinase activity
Source: RefSeq, a predicted model, not a curated record